AUGGCGGGCGCUGGGGAUAUUAGGCACAUAUUGAAGACUGUGGCUAGGCGUCACGUGGACGAGCCACCUUUGCAUUUUUAUGUGCACGAGUCGUCUCCGGAGACCAUCGCACGGCAUAUCUUUUUCCUGGACCUCGUCACUAAUCCUGCACUGACUAUUCGGGAACGCUGCGAGCUCUUCCUCUCCUUGUAUGCAAAUUCACUGGUUCGUAAGAAAGAUGCCCGUUAUCUGGGCGAGCAAGUCGGUCGACUGCAGGCCUUGGUCAGCGGUGAUGCUGAAGACGAUCCUUCUCUCAGUGGUCUGAGCAAACUCAUUGAUCUCUCAACCCUCAAGUUUAGGGACAGAGAUGAUGUCCAUGAGGCCAUUGGGUUCUGGGGGGAGUCGGUGGAGUUCGAUGCGAGGAGCCUGAGAGACCAACGUCUGAGGGGUUAUUACAAGACACGAUACGACCACCGGAAGAAUCUCCUAGAUUGGGACUACCAUAAUGGAAUCAAGCCCAUGGCUCCUGCAGUACACUGGCAGAUAUCGAAUGAGCAAUAUGUUCAUAGCAGCCACGAGAUUGCUGAUUUUAAUCUCGCAUGCAUAUUGGCAGAGAUCGCCACUCGACAGGUCAAGAAAUUGCCUCCGAAAAGCAAAGACGAAGACUCCUAUCCGUAUAAGAGCCCGCUGGAGCGAGUGAGGUGUACUGUGGAGGAAGUCGAUGAUGAUGCUGGAGUCACUGAGGGCGUCAAGGAGCGGCUUUUACCGCCCGGAUUCCAGAAUGUGCGUAUACACUUCUUGUCGGGUAAUCUGAGCAGCAACAUACUGCAGAGGCAGAGAUAUAAGCGGUAUUUUGACAGGAUAUAUGUCGGUUGCCUUGAAGUCAAUGGUCUCAUGGGAGAGGAGUCGGGACAAGCUUUUGCGGAGGCCAUGGUGACGGGAUGUGGCAGCAGACUUUCCGUAGAGGCCUUCAAGCAUCAAGUGUGUUUGUCGGGCAAGCAGAAGUUGGCCGUCAGGAAGAAGGUACAAGAGGCAUGUGAGCGUAUUGGCUUGGAGCCUGUGGCUGAUCACAUGAAGGCUCCUAGCGUCACUGAGGUGCUGAGAAAACUGAGACUAGGUCUGCCUGGCGAUUUUAGGCAGUGUUGUGGUAUAUUGUCGUCGACAGAUGAGCUUCUAUUGGAGCCUUAA
Molecule: messenger RNA, 1167 nt
Organism: Perkinsus marinus ATCC 50983
Lineage: Eukaryota; Perkinsozoa; Perkinsida; Perkinsidae
Exons: 11
Coding region: 1-1167 (388 amino acids)
Biological process (GO): axonemal dynein complex assembly; motile cilium assembly
Source: RefSeq, a predicted model, not a curated record